Molecule: messenger RNA, 2716 nt
Organism: Fundulus heteroclitus (mummichog)
Lineage: Eukaryota; Metazoa; Chordata; Actinopteri; Cyprinodontiformes; Fundulidae
Gene: lrit3a
Product: info leucine-rich repeat, immunoglobulin-like and transmembrane domains 3a
Exons: 4
Coding region: 308-2218 (636 amino acids)
Molecular function (GO): protein binding
Source: RefSeq, a predicted model, not a curated record
AUCAAAGAAAAAUACUCUCAUUUCAAGAAAAAGUUCCUUAUUUUUAGUUCUAUUUUUGCAGUGCAUGUUGGAACGAGCGGCGUCUCCUGUUGUUGAGCCUGGGUGACCCUGUCACACCUGCCAAAUCCCUCACUAAUCCCCCCUCCACCCUCAUCCCUGUGGUCGGUCUCACGGGUCACCUGUGCUGAGCCCAGAUCCUCAGCCCUCACGGAGUUUCCUUUAUUCUCUCUGUCCGCACGCUUUCUCCGGAUGUCUUUUUUCCUGAUAUCUCCUCGAUGUGAGCUUUCUGGGAGCGUCGGGUGACACCAUGCGUCGACUGCUCUGUCUGCAUGUAUUCCUAUGCUGUCUCAGUAUGGCUCUGGCCUUUUGUCCCUCGCAGUGCACCUGUGUCUUUCAUGGACGCGUUGAGGGAACCGGAACCAGAUCCGUGCUCUGUAAUGACCCGGACAUGUCUGACAUCCCCGUCAACGUCCCCGUGGACACCGUCAAACUCCGUGUGGAGAAAACCGCAGUGCGGCGGAUCCCAACCGAGGCGUUUUACUAUCUGGUGGAGCUGCGAUAUCUCUGGAUCACCUACAACUCCAUCACGUCGGUAGAUACAGGAAGCUUCUACAACCUGAAAGUGCUCCACGAGCUGAGGCUAGACGGGAACAUGAUUUCGGUUUUCCCUUGGGAGUCCCUCAAGGAGAUGCCGAGGCUGAGGACGCUGGAUCUUCACAACAAUAGACUCACCAGUGUCUCCCCAGAGGCCAUCCCUUACCUCCGCAACGUCACGUACCUGGACCUGUCCAGCAACAAGCUGACUACACUGCCUUCUGACCUCAUGGAUAUCUGGCCACCCUUUAAUGGUGUGCCCAUCUCUUCUAAUGCCUCUCAAAAAGUCGUCCUAGGCCUUCAGGAUAAUCCCUGGUUCUGUGACUGUAAAAUCUCCAAGCUGAUUGAGAUUUCCAAAAUGGUGGAAUCAACGGUGAUUUUGAUGGACUUGUUUUUGGGCUGUGCCGCGCCGGAGAACCUAGCGGGAGUCCUUUUUCAGCGCGCUGAGCUUGAGAACUGCGUGAAGCCAUCGGUGAUGGCGUCUGCCACCAAGAUAACGUCGACUUUGGGCAGCAACGUCCUACUGCGAUGCGAUGCCUCAGGAUCUCCGACACCAGCUCUUUAUUGGACCAAGGCAGAUGGCUCUCCAGUCAACAACACAGUCCAGGAGUCACCCGGGGAAGGGAUUAAUUGGUCCAUCAUGAGCUUGCAUGGCAUAGAGUAUAAAGAUGCGGGGGACUACAGUUGCAAAGCGAAGAAUGUCGCCGGCACGGCAAAAGCCACCAUUACUUUAACGUUGGCUGGUACCAUGAGCACCACUGGACCCCCACUGCAACCCAGCACCAGAACAGUACCAACCAGCCAAGGCACAGCAGUCACUCCCCCAAAUUACGUUUCUAAAUCACCCGUCACAGCACCAACCGUCCCUCCAGGAGCACUGACGACACUUUCUGACGGACAAAAGCCCCCCAAACCCGUCUCUGGCAACGGUUCCCAGAAAGGUCUGCUCAGGGAAACCAAAAACCAGCAAGCAAGUAACGGAAAAAAGUUUGCAGCUGAUGAGAAGAGCAAGAAAAGUGACGGCUCCAGGGCUGUUAAAGACCUGGAGAUUGUGGAGCAGACAGCCGACACUGCAGUGUUGCUCUGGACCGCAGGCGGAUUGCUAAAUGAUGCGCCACUGACGGUUGUUUAUUCGCCCUACGGCGAGGAUGACAGUAAAAGGACGUUGGAGACCAAAGCAGGAAGUGGAAAAGUACUCCUAGAUGGACUGUCACCUGGAAUGAGGUACUCAGUCUGCCUUGUUGCAAAAGCUAGUGCUGCCCGGAAAGAUCCUUGCAUUGACUUUUACACGGAAGACAGCGGGCAGAACAAACUUUUCUUCGUCGUCAGCAGCAUCGCCUGCGUUCUGGCUUUGCCGUUAAUUGCUCUGCUUAUCUACAAGAUUCUUGCUCUUUACUGCAAGGGACGCAACACACCUCUGGAUGAGCGCGAGCUAGAGAGGGAGAGCUACGUCAAAUUUGAGACAAUCUCAAUGAAACAAAGAACUCUGACCUCGCAUCCGAUCGAACUCUGGGCAAGAAGACCAACGAAUGAUUCUGAGCGACUCUUGCUUUGCUCGCGGUCAAGCAUCGACUCUCAGAUGACCUACAAGAGCGACAGUUCUCGGUCUGAGUACCUCUGUUGACGUCAGACUCCAUUGCCAAUACACCAACACCAUGCUAAAACACCUGCCUUUCAUACAUACAUGUUUAUGACUGGGUUUUAUUUUUCUACUAACGGGCCGUAAAGAAUGAAUGUACUGAGAGAAACAUGAUAGUUUAGAAAAGUGUUAACAGGAAGAGCUCUGUGGCGGGGGGGUCAAACGGACCUUUUUUGUCCUGGUUCUGAGCCUUAUAUACUUCAUCCAGAAAUCAUGCAGACAUUUGGGAUGGAUAAUUUAACAGGGAACGGUGUUUGAUGUCGUCCUCGAUGCCAAAGCUGUAAUGUCUGGAAGCUGUGGCGAUCUCAGAGAAGACCCAUAAUGUUCAUAUACCUGCUGUAAGGAUCCAGCUAAUUGUUGCCUUACUGAACACAGAAGUACUGUUUGUGUGUUUGACGGAGCACAAAACCUGAAUCGUUUUAUAAAUGUUGCCACUUUUUAUUUUUAUUCAUAAAUAAAUGUUUACUUUACUUUGAACUUCAA